Messenger RNA from Centropristis striata (black sea bass), 1473 nucleotides. RefSeq lists its product as uncharacterized. NCBI's taxonomy places the organism in Eukaryota, Metazoa, Chordata, Actinopteri, Perciformes, Serranidae. Gene Ontology annotation, molecular function: serine-type endopeptidase activity. Gene Ontology annotation, biological process: proteolysis. The transcript is spliced from 6 exons. The coding region runs from base 248 to 1168 and encodes 306 amino acids. The record is from RefSeq and is a predicted model, not a curated record.
UUCACUUGUUUUUUUUUCACUCACUUUCGCCGUUUCAGGAUACCUGUAACAGUUAAGGAGGUUUUCUCGACGGUAAAACGCAAAAUAUAACCAAGGAAAUGUAACUUUUUUUUAAUUCCUUGCACUGCUCAAGUGUCAGUUAUCAGGUACCAGAAGAAGUGUGAAGGUGGAUGUAACGUUUUAAGGAAAAAGAAGAAAAAAAAAAGAUUUUUCCCAACACAGAAUUCGUGACGCUAAACUUAACAAAAUGUCGCCGCAAUUACAGUUUUCUGGCCUUAUUUGGUGCGUAACAGGUAUUUUGGCUUCCUACGCCCUAGAAUGUGGCCGACCAACUAUCGCGGAGAACAGGAUUGUGGGAGGAAAGGACGCCACAUAUGGGGCUUGGCCGUGGCAGGUGGAUAUCCAGACAACAAAUACUGGUCAUACCUGUGGAGGCUCCAUCAUCUCAGAGAAGUGGGUCCUAUCAGCUGCUCAUUGUUUCCCCAAUCCGUCCAACCUGGGCCUUUACAUCAUCUACGCUGGCCGAUACCAGCUGAAUGGCUACAACCAGCACCAGUCAGCGCAUGGUGUGAACCGGUUGGUGAUCCCAUCUGGUUACUCUGAACCUCACUACGGGAAGGAUUUGGCGUUGGUGGAGCUGUCCACCCCGGUCGCCUGGACAGAUUAUGUCCGUCCUGUCUGCUUGCCGGCCUCUGGCACCUUGUUCCCAGGUGGCAUGUCUUGCUACGUCACCGGCUGGGGGAACAUCCGGAAUGAUGUCCCUCUGCCAGGAGUCGCAACUCUGCAGGAAGUGGAGGUGCCAAUCAUUUCUCAAAGUUCAUGUCAGGAGAUGUACCGGACGGACCCGAAGGAGCAGGUGGACAUCCUGUAUGACAUGAUCUGUGCUGGAUACCAGGCGGGCGGCAAGGACUCCUGCCAGGGUGAUUCAGGAGGGCCUCUUGUGUGCCAAAUGGUAAAUGGGACCUGGGUGCAGGCUGGCGUGGUGAGUUUCGGACUGGGCUGUGCUCAGGCGAACCAGCCAGGCGUGUAUACCAGACUGACCUCCUACUCGAGCUUCAUCAACAGCGAGCUGCCAGAGAUCCGGCUGUAUGGCCGAGCUAACCAGAACUGGUGUGGGAUGACGGCCCUUUCGGUCAGCUGUCUGUCCACUCUGCUGAUCCUGAGGUAGAACACUUCCAAAACAGGAUUUGUGCGAGGGAAAACAUAAAACAGGCCAAAUGAAGGAGGAAAUCAAUUAUGUCUGACCAAUGUCCGAUGUCCAAUGUUAUGCUGAAUAGUCAAACUAAAAAACAGGUCCUGGCGUUCAUGUGGAGCCAUACUGAACAUGAAAUGUAAAAUAAUCUUGGAACUAUGACUCUGCAUUGUGAUUUUUGAGUAAAAGUAGUUUUGAUAGGUUUGCAUUUUAAAUCAGAAUUAUGAGCUGAAUUAAUUGUGUUCUGUAUUUGCAAUAAAUUGUUAAUUUCAUUCUAAAAA